GUUCGGGGCCCGCGUCGCGGGAGUGAGCUCGAAGGCCCGUGCCUGCGCCCCGAGACCGUGCGAGCAGCCUGCAGCGUCUUCCCUGCGCCCCUCGCCGCCGGGGACCAUGGCCUGCCCCGAGUUCGCCUUCCACGUGCCAAGCCUGCAGGAGCUCGCCCGAGUCCUGCAGAAGGGGCUGGAGGAGAACUUCGCCGACGUCCAGGUCUCCGUGGUCGACUGCCCGGACCUGACCCAGGAGCCGUUUGCCUUCCCGGCGAAAGGCAUCUGCGGGAAGACGCGGAUCGCCGAGGUGGGCGGCGUGCCCUACCUGCUGCCACUGGUGAACAGGAGCAGGGUCUACGAUCUCAAUCGGAUUGCCAAGGACAUCAAGCUCCCUGGGGCCUUUAUCCUCGGUGCGGGCGCAGGCCCCUUCCACACGCUUGGCUUCAAUUCUGAGUUCAUGCCCAUUGUCCAGACGGAAGGCGGACACCGGCCUCCCGUGAACGGAAGCUACUUUGCCCACAUCAACCCCGCAGACGGAGGGUGCCUCCUGGAGAAGUACAACGAGAAACACCGCGACUUCGGGUGUGCGCUGCUGGCUAACCUUUUUGCCAGCGAGGGCCAACCUGGAAAGGUCAUCGAGGUGAGAGCCAAAAGGAGGACCGGAAAGCUGAACUUCGUGUCCUGCAUGAGACAGACGCUGGAGAAACACUACGGGGAUAAGCCUGUGGGGCUGGGCGGCACCUUCUUGGUCCAGAAGGGCAGAGUGAAGACCCACAUCAUGGUGAGCCACGCGGGUGUGCGCUCUGGGCCUGGGGUUUCUGGUGCAGAUCAGUCUGUGGAGACGUGCUAGACAAGUCCUCUUCUUGUGACCGAGUUGCUUCAAAGUCUUAGUGACAAGCUUUCCCACUGUGAGGUGAUCGCCACGAAAGCCCUUAGCCCAGGUCCAUCUGGUAGAACUUCCUUUCCAGUGUUGGCUUUUUUUUUUUUAAGAUUUAUUUACCCAUACAAGAGCUGGGGUAUAGACCAGAGUUGAGGGGGUUCACCAGAGACAGAGUGGGAAGCAGAACAGGCAGACUGACUGAAAUACACUGCUGAGGGGAGCAGCUGGGAGACAGGAGAGGUCUGCUGCACCAUGAGGGUAGCUCCCUGGCCAGGGAUUGAACUCGUGCAGCAGUGGCUGUGGAUUGCUUCAUAGGUUGCGACUUAACCCCUGCGCACCAGGGAGGCCCCUACAGUGUUUUUUUGUUUUGUUUUGUUUUUGAGCACUGGGUACAGUCAGAAGCGCGGGAGGAUGAGAGAAUUCACCAGAGCCAGAGCGGGGAGCAGAACAGGCAGACGGACGAAGUACACUGCUGAGGGGAGCAGCGGG
This is a messenger RNA of Talpa occidentalis (Iberian mole), 1351 nucleotides long. Its product is annotated as ester hydrolase C11orf54-like. The coding region runs from base 107 to 832 and encodes 241 amino acids. The transcript has 7 exons. Gene Ontology annotation, molecular function: hydrolase activity, acting on ester bonds; zinc ion binding. NCBI's taxonomy places the organism in Eukaryota, Metazoa, Chordata, Mammalia, Eulipotyphla, Talpidae. The record is from RefSeq and is a predicted model, not a curated record. Gene Ontology annotation, cellular component: nucleus.